Molecule: messenger RNA, 3253 nt
Organism: Pseudopipra pipra
Lineage: Eukaryota; Metazoa; Chordata; Aves; Passeriformes; Pipridae
Product: killer cell lectin-like receptor subfamily G member 1
Exons: 6
Coding region: 2520-3170 (216 amino acids)
Source: RefSeq, a predicted model, not a curated record
UAUACAGCUGCUCCUGCCUCACCUGCCAAGCAAAGUUCCAUCUGUCAGAGGUACCACAAAGGCUGUCAGCGCUCUAAGUUUUCUCCCCAUAUUUAAAAUUUUCUCCCUGGAAUGAAACUUUUCUCCCGAGUUGAAGUUUUCUCCCACAAUUAAAAUCUACUCCCUGCAAUUAAAAUUUUCUCCUCCAAUCAAACUUCUCCCCAUUAAAGUUUUCUUCCCCAAAUUGUUUUCUCCCCUCAAUUAGUUUUCUCCCCCUACUUAUACGUUUCUCCCUUCAAUUAUAUUUUUCUCCCUGCAAUUAAAGUUUUCUCCCACAAUCAACUUUCACCCCCAAUUAAAGUUUUCUCCCUCAAUUAAAGUCUUCUUCCCCUAUUAAAGUAUCUUCAAUUAAAAUUUUCUGCCCAUAAUUAAAAUUUCCUCCCUACAAACCUUUCUCCUCAAUAGUUUUCUCUCCCAGAUAAUAUCUUCUCCACUCAGUUAAUAUUUUCUGUCCAAAAUUAAAGUUUUCUCCCUCAAAUUAAAGUUUUUUCCUCCCAAUUAAAACAAUCUCCCCCUAUUAAAAUCCCCUCCAUUGAAAAUUUCUGCCCACAGUUAAAAUUUCUCCCCAUAAUUAAAGUUUUGUUCUCCCAAUUAAAAUUUUCUCCCCCAAUUAAAAUUUUUCUCCAGCAAUUAAAACUUCUCCCAGCAAUUGAAAUUCUCUUCCACACUUAAGACCACCUCCCUUUAGUCCCCCAGCCCAUCCCAAGCCCCCUCACCCGGUGGGAACAAGCCAGAUGCUGAGGCAUAACCUUCUCUGUGAAGAGAAACAGAAACACAGUAUGAAAAAAAAGUUAUUUUGGUUUAUUUUAUAGGUUUUUUCCCAGGGAUUUUCCUGCACCUCCUACAGGGUUAUGGGUCUGCCUGCCCGAGGGCCACCUGCCUGUCCACCCACCGAACCAGGGGUUCCACUUCAGCUCCACCCUGCACCCCCUUCAGCACCUUUUCCUGCAUUUACAGCUUUUUUUUUCAGCUGGGGAAGACAGAUUAUCCAAAAAUGCUUUUUUUGGUGUGCAGGAGGGGGAAAUGCUGAUGGGGAUCGCUCUGCCCUGGGAUGUUGAGGCACCCCAAAAGGGACUUCAGGGAUGAAGUGCAGUUCCCUUCAGCCAAUUUUACCAUUUUUUAAAAAUAGAAAUGUAAAAAAUAAGUGUUCUUGCAAUUAAGCUACCCAAUUGCAGGAUUUUACCCUAAACCCUACUUUAUUUUACAUUUCUGAGGGGUUUUUUGUAAUCAGUGGUCACACACCACUGGAGGGGCUGCUUUUGCAGAGGGCAGGAAAGCUGACUGACAGCAGCUGACCACAAAAACUUUCUGUGAGGGUAACAGACACUGCGGGUGGAAAAUAAAAUAAAAAUAAACAUGAGAUAAUAAAAAUAUAAUUUUUUUUUAAAUAAGAACAAUAAACCCAAAAUAAAAUUAAAAACUUUUAAAAAAUUAAUUAAAAAAAAUAAAAUAAUGCAAUGCUUUUCCUUCUGGGACCUUUGGACCUUUGGGUUUAUCCUCUUUUUACCCCAUUUCUUGCUGCUGGCAGGUAUUGAGGCAAAUUUCUACUUUUUUUCUUGUUGUUUUCUGGGUGUCUGAGGCAAAAAACAUUGGUUUUAACUCUACAAAAAGGUGUUGCUUGGGGGUGUUACAGCAGUGGCCAAAACCUGAGUUAACACCAAAAAAAAAUGAAGAAAGGGAGGGAAAAAGGUCAGCAUAGGCUGGGAAUUGGUGGUCAUUCCAAUCAGUGGCCAAGGUGUCCCAAAUGUGGGAGGAAGUAUGGGUCUGGGUAGUGUAAGACGACACAUCCGGAGUGGAAGGGAUGGGCUUGCAGGAGAAAACUCAAAAUCAAAAUAAAAUAAAGCAAUAAAAUAAAAUAAUAAAAUUCAGUAGCAGCCUGCAGGAAAUCCAGACUCUCACCUCCUCCUAGUGAGAACAGGAGCUAGGCCACUCCUGACCACACUGGAUCUCCCUGACACAGGAUCAAACAUAGGCCAAAUAUUGUGUCAAAAACAGCAGAAAAAGUCACACAGAGCAAAAGGCAUCUCAAGUCACUCCCAGAAACACCAAAUGCCACCUGCCUCCUCAUCUAGUUACCUGCCUGUGGCCACACUGAUACAGCCCCUGACACACUUCAGCCUUAUCCUGAAAAACCUUACUUAAAGGCUUUCCUAAAUUAUUUUUUAUUAAUUUCUGCAUGCUUUCACAGAUGUUUUACACGACCAUCAAACCCAUAGGUGUUUCUACACCUCCAGGCAUGCCACCUACUCCAGAUGUGCCACCUCCUUCUGGCUGGAGGACACCCAUUCCCUCACCGUCUUUAAUUUACAAGGGAAGGCUAUAGAAUAUAUAUAUUAAAAAGGAAAAAAAAAACAGAUAAAAGCCCUGGUCAAUACCAUUUCCUGGAGCCGGAUGAAGGCAUGAGUAGAUAGCUCACAAGGCAAAAGGUUGUCCAAGGACACUGUCACUUUUGGGCUGGUCCUGUAACCUUCUGAGUGGCCAUGGCUGGGGAAAUUGUUUAUGCUGAUUUAAGGCAUCUUGGAGAUGGUUCUUCUCCUGAUGAGAAACGUUAUGCUCCUGACUCCUGUCCAUGGUGGCAUGGGCUCCUCCUUAAAGCCGGGGGGCUGGGGCAAUUCAUCCUGCUGGUCCUGGUGGUGGUACUGAGUGUGCAGGUUUUUCAGGGCUCUUCGCAGCCAGUGGUGAUGAGAGUUCCCCAGCCAGGUGAUGAGAUCCAGGGAAGGAACCAGAAGGAGCAACACAUGUUUUCAUCCCUGGUGCAGUAUUUCUGCAAGCCCCAAGUGGAGAGCCCCACAGCCUAUGCUGGCUGCAAGCUGUGUCCCCAGGACUGGCAGCUACAUGGGGAAGGAUGCUACUGGCUUUCUGAGGAAUUGGGAAACUGGACUCAAGGCACAAAAAGCUGCAAAAAUCAAGACUCUCAGCUGGUGGUACUCCAGGAAAAGAAAGAAAGGGAGCACAUCAAGGUUAUUACAGGCAAAAGCCCACCACCAGUGUGGAUUGGAGUAAGGUCACAUCAAAAGGAGUGGAGAUGGGUGGAUGACACACCCUUCAACCCCAAAAUGAGAUUUCAGGCUUUACAAAUCCACUUCCCACAAGGAUCAAGACCAGCUUGGGAGGCACAGAUGAGCCCCUGAAUGGAAAAUCAGAAAAGCCUGUGCCUCAUGCACAGUGAUGAUAGAGGAUAGAGCUACAACAUCAAUAAAAGCUUAUCAAAGUG